Molecule: messenger RNA, 1300 nt
Organism: Octodon degus (degu)
Lineage: Eukaryota; Metazoa; Chordata; Mammalia; Rodentia; Octodontidae
Gene: Znf428
Product: zinc finger protein 428
Exons: 3
Coding region: 571-1149 (192 amino acids)
Source: RefSeq, a predicted model, not a curated record
CAUCAGUGCGGGAGGCCUUCCAUUGUCCCGUGCUAGGAUUAUGCAAAUAAAUCGGCCACCAGCCCAAGAUCCUGGCCGACUCCUCGCCCUCCACCCCCAGAGCAUCCCAUUUUUAAGAGGCUCGUUGCUGCUGUGCGCACGCACGCGCGAGCUCCACUGCUUCUCGAUCCUUCAGGCUGCAGACUGUACCAAGUAAAGCCAGGCAGCGACGGGCAGAGCGCAGGAGCCCCUCCGUGAGUUCCGUUAACCACCCGCCUCGGGUAGCCCCCUUUCCCGCAGAACGACAGGAACUGUCCGUCUGGCCGCGCAAGCGCCCUCGGCUCCUCACGCCCCUUGCUCUCCCUCCUAGCCUACUCGCAACGCAGGCGCAGAGCCCGGGCGUGCAGCCGCCACCGCCGAGCCAGAGCUGGAACCAGAGCUGGGGCCGCCAGCGCCGUCCAGCAUCCUUCUCUACCUGCCAACAUCCUGUGUUAGAAGAACUUACUGCUGCGGCUGUGACUGGAGAGCUGGCCAGGGAGAGGUGCUGCUCAGCUGUUGCUCUACUCCUGGCUCCUGUCCCCUUCCCUGGCCAUGACAGAGACUCGUGAGCCAGCUGAGACUGGGGGCUACGCCAGCUUGGAAGAAGACGAUGAAGACCUUUCCCCAGGCCCUGAGCAUUCCUCUGACUCCGAAUACACGCUCUCAGAGCCAGAUUCUGAAGAGGAGGAAGAUGAGGAGGAGGAAGAAGAGGAAACCACUGAUGAUCCCGAAUAUGACCCGGGCUACAAGGUGAAGCAGCGCCUUGGUGGGGGUCGGGGAGGCCCGUCCCGCCGGGCCCCCCGUGCAGCCCAGCCCCCGGGCCCCGCGGCUCAGCCCUGUCCACUCUGUGGCCGGUCCCCGCUUGGGGAGGCCCCACCAGGCACCCCACCUUGCCGGCUUUGCUGUCCUGCUGCAGCCCCCCAGGAAGCACCAGCCCCUGAAGGCAGAGCCCUGGGGGAGGAAGAGGAAGAGCCCCCUCGGGCUGGGGAGGGCCGAGCAGCUGGGCAAGGGGAAGAGGAGGAGGAGGAGGAGGAAGAGGGCACCUAUCACUGUACCGAGUGCGAGGAUUCCUUCGACAACCUUGGAGAGCUGCAUGGCCACUUCAUGCUGCAUGCCCGGGGUGAGGUGUAGGCAAAGCCCCCAGCCAGGGAGCAAGGUGAAUAGGGGGGCGGGAGGAGGGCACUGAGGAAGCUGGAGUGGUCACGAUGGUCGUGGGGGUGGGGUACCACAGUUCUGUGUUGUUUUAGGAGUAGCUGUGUGAAGGCCAGAAUAAAAGCCACGU